This is a messenger RNA of Hansenula anomala, 1065 nucleotides long. It is a transcript of the gene PNG1, whose product is annotated as peptide-N4-(N-acetyl-beta-glucosaminyl)asparagine amidase. The coding region runs from base 1 to 1065 and encodes 354 amino acids. Gene Ontology annotation, cellular component: nucleus; cytosol. Gene Ontology annotation, molecular function: peptide-N4-(N-acetyl-beta-glucosaminyl)asparagine amidase activity. NCBI's taxonomy places the organism in Eukaryota, Fungi, Ascomycota, Saccharomycetes, Phaffomycetales, Wickerhamomycetaceae. The transcript has a single exon. Gene Ontology annotation, biological process: protein quality control for misfolded or incompletely synthesized proteins; protein deglycosylation; glycoprotein catabolic process. The record is from RefSeq and is a predicted model, not a curated record.
AUGAGCGACUCGUUGGAUUUGAAGGGCUUUGCUGAUCAGCUUAACGCUGCUUACAGAGACUAUGUCUACAAGAAAACCAAGAAGGAUUACAAGGAGCUGGUGAACAGUUACAGAGAUACGGUGAUGAGAAGUCCCCUUGGGAAACAACUUCCUUCUUUAUUUGCAUCCAUAAUGAAAUAUGAAGAUCCAGUCGCUCAAGAAGCUGCUCUAGACUCAAUUGACCUGGAGAAGAUCUACAAAGGUGUUGAUGACCGAACUCAAGCUCAAGAAUCCAAGAAGGCAAAAGGUGAAAAGCUUGAUGUUGAAUGGGGUUACACAGAUUUCAUUGUUAUGGAAUUAUUGAAAUGGUUUAAACAUGAUUUCUUCAAAUGGACUAAUGAGCCAGAAGCCACACCAAACCAAGGUAAACCAAGACUGAUAUCUGUUGAAGCACCAAGUCCAGAAGAAGCAAGAGAUGGUAACGCUGGUCGUACAGAAAUUUAUCAAUGUCAAGAUGGUUCAAUAAUACGGUAUCCAAGAUAUAAUGACCCUGUCAAAUUGCUUUCCACUAGGAAUGGAAGAUGUGGUGAAUGGGCAAAUUGCUUUUGCUUGUUACUGAGAGCUUUAGGUAUAAGGACUAGAUACAUUUGGAACGCGGAAGAUCAUGUUUGGUGUGAAGUAUACUCUGAGUCUCAAAAAAGAUGGAUUCAUGUUGACUCUUGUGAAGAAGCCUAUGAUAAUCCAACUUUGUAUAAUAAAGGAUGGGGUAAGCAAAUGAGCUAUGUUUUAGCCUUUGGACUUGAUGGAGUUGCUGAUGUUUCCAAAAGGUAUGUUGUUGAUGAGGAUAAGAAACUUCCAAGAAAUAGAAUAAGUGAAGCUGAUUUACAAAAAAUAUUGAGGUUUUUAACAGUAAAUCAGCGUAAGGAUAGAUCAAAAACUGAAGUUUAUAAAUUAGAAAUAGAAGACUCCGUGGAGCAAAUGGAGUUAUUUGGUAAAAAACCUUUAUAUGCUCAAGGUGAUAUUGUUCAACCUAGACAAAGUGGUAGUGCACAAUGGGUAAACCAAAGGGGUGAAGGUGGAUCUUAA